Priapulus caudatus is the source of this 1651-nucleotide messenger RNA. Its product is annotated as peptidyl-prolyl cis-trans isomerase-like 2. Lineage: Eukaryota; Metazoa; Priapulida; Priapulimorpha; Priapulimorphida; Priapulidae. Gene Ontology annotation, molecular function: ubiquitin-ubiquitin ligase activity; peptidyl-prolyl cis-trans isomerase activity. Bases 49 to 1410 code for a protein of 453 amino acids. The record is from RefSeq and is a predicted model, not a curated record. The transcript has 15 exons. Gene Ontology annotation, biological process: protein folding; protein peptidyl-prolyl isomerization; protein polyubiquitination. Gene Ontology annotation, cellular component: catalytic step 2 spliceosome.
UUGUUUAUAUUUUGUAUAAAUCUCUGUAUAUAUUAUAAUUUCGUGGAAAUGGGGAAGAAACAACAUCAAUCGGAUAAGUUGUAUCUAACGACGAAGGAAUGGAGUCAGUUCUACGGAGGCCAUAAAACGAGACCGGGGAAGGAUAAAUCGGACUUCAAACGUCUGCCGUUCGAUUGCUGCAGCCUGUCAUUUCAACCCGUGGAACACCCACUCUGCACUCCAGAUGGUGUUGUUUUUGAUCUCAUGAACAUUGUUCCGUACCUGAAGCAGCACGGUCACAACCCGAUCACCGGAGAGCCACUGGAUGCCAAAAGUCUGAUAAAGCUAACCUUCCACAAGAACAAUGACGGUAAGUACCAUUGUCCCGUCAUGUACCGCGUGUUCACGGAGAACUCUCACAUCGUAGCAAUUCGAACAACGGGGAACGUGUUCAGCAUGGAGGCGGUCGAACAACUGAACAUCAAGACGAAGAACUUGAUGGACCUUCUAUCGAGCGAACCGUUCACGCGCAAAGACAUCAUUACCAUACAGGACCCUCACAGCCUGGAUAAGUUUGACAUAUCCAAGUUUCACCACGUGCAGAAGAAUUUGAAGGUAUCCGAUCCAGACGAGGAGAGAGCGAAGAAGAACCCUCAGUACCACCUCAAGUACAUCAGUGUCGAGGCGAGAGAAACGCUAAGCGAACUCAGCGCCACCUACACAGCACCGGCUGUGCAAGAAGAGGUUGUGCAAGUCGCCGACACAUUGAACGCUGCUCAUUACUCGACGGGGGCGGUUGCCGCGGGUUUUACGUCAACGACCAUGGAUCCUGAGACUCGCCACAGUGCUGCGAUCGUGGAUGAGGAUGUUGUGAGGUAUGCUCGCGUGAAGAAGAAAUCUCCACCUCCUUCCUCGCCCCAUCUCUCUCUAUCAUCUCUCUCCCUCCCUCCUACACAUCUCUCUCUCUUUUCGCUGCAGGUUCCGAGAACGUGUGAGAACUUCAUCAAGCUUUGCGAGACGGGUUACUACCGCGGCACCGUCUUCCACCGAUCCAUACGUAACUUCAUGCUACAAGGCGGGGACCCGACAGCAACAGGAAAGGGAGGCGAGUCGAUCUGGGGAUCGACAUUCCGGGAUGAAUUCAAGCCCAACCUGACACAUUCUGGCCGUGGCGUACUCAGCAUGGCCAACUCUGGACCGAACACAAACAAAUCUCAGUUCUUCAUCACGUACAGAUCGUGUCGCCACCUGGAUAACAAGCACUCUGUGUUCGGCCGCGUCGUCGGAGGACUGGACGUGUUGGGUUCCAUGGAGAAAGUUUCCGUCGACGACAAGGACAGGCCGACGAAGGAUCUCAUCAUUGAGACCACGCAGGUCUUUGUGAAUCCCUAUGAUGAAGCUGAUGAACAGCACAUCACAGAAGACGUCUGAGCCAGUGAAGAAGAAAUCCAAGCAGUCAAGAGGAUUCAGUGAUUUCAGCGCAUGGUAGCAUGGCAGCGCAUGCAGUAGCAUGUGGCUCUCAGGUAGCUGUGUGAUAGCGCGGCAGUGCGAGGGUGGCUGGUGGCUGUGAGAUGGUGGGGCAGUGUGUGGGUGGCUGGUGGCUGUAUGAUAUCGCGGCAGUGCGUGGGUGGCUGGUGGCUGUGAGAUGGUGGGGCAGUGUGUGGGUGGCUGG